This is a messenger RNA of Striga hermonthica, 639 nucleotides long. Lineage: Eukaryota; Viridiplantae; Streptophyta; Magnoliopsida; Lamiales; Orobanchaceae. The record is from the annotation of a GenBank genome assembly.
AUGGUCGUAUGCAAUGUUGAGGAGGAGACGGGCGAGCGUUCCAUUGCUGGUGUGGGAGUGGUCGAGCACCUUACCGAAAUCAAGGAAUUUGUCGUGGCCGGUUUUCAGAGAGCCUCGGAGGUGGGCCCGCUCGCCGGAGAGAAAAUGAGGGGCGUUUGCUUUGAGCUGUGUGAUGCCGUGAUCGACGACCGGGACAGCAUCCUCAGAGACGAGCUCGAGCGACAGAUCAUCGAGACUGCUGAACGUUGCAUGCACGCAGCCUAUCUCUCGGCCACUCCUUGUCUCAUGGAGCCCAUGUACUUGGUCGAGAUUCAGGCGAUUGAGUGCGACCUAGAGCUGAUCCACCAAAGUAUAUACGAGAAGUGUGGACACGUGUUGGAAGAUGCGGAGAUGCCUGGCACACUAUUCUACAAUUUGAAGGCCGUCCUGCCGGUGAUGGAGUCUUUUGAGUUAUUCACCAACCUCCGGGAUAGGACUUCCGGCCAGAUUUUCCAACAAGCGGUGUUUGACCACUGGGCCAUAAUGUAUCCCGACCCGCUGGAUGCCGAAUCCGAGGUGGGUAAGCUGGUGAAGGCAACUAGGAGGAGGAAGGGAUUGGAGGAGAUGAAGCAGCUGUCCGAUUACGAGGAUGAGCUGUGA